Molecule: messenger RNA, 1311 nt
Organism: Mugil cephalus (flathead mullet)
Lineage: Eukaryota; Metazoa; Chordata; Actinopteri; Mugiliformes; Mugilidae
Gene: cenpk
Product: centromere protein K
Exons: 10
Coding region: 133-936 (267 amino acids)
Biological process (GO): kinetochore assembly; mitotic sister chromatid segregation
Cellular component (GO): nucleus
Source: RefSeq, a predicted model, not a curated record
GCUGCGCAGUUGUGCGCAACCGCGGCGCCCCUCGACGCUCUCUGUCGCAGAUGAUACGUCAUCAAAGUUGGCGGUAUUUUGAAAAAGAGGCGUCUGUUGUGUUAGUGGAAAAAAGUAGUAGAUUUUAUUAACAUGGACGAGGUGAAGGACGGUGGCCAGGCAGCCCCGCCGCUGUCGGAGGCUGCUCGGUCUGAGCUGCUGGAGAUGUGUGAGGACCAGUUUGCUCAGCUGGAAAAGCUUCAGAAUGAGAUCAUCCUGUGUGAACCGGAUUUCUGUGAGAAUCCACAGGAACAGUCAGUUAAUAGACUGUUGGCAACAGAAGCUGAACUGAAGCAGUGGCUGACAGUGGAGCCGAAAUUGCUGGCAGAAAAUUCUGAAAUUUUACUUCAAGCUGGAAAAGAGGAGAUGGUCAAGCUGUGCUCUGAACUUGAGAUGGUUGUUUCUUGCUGUGAGGCCAGAAGAGACAACCUGAGGGAGACUAAAACGCUUGAAGAGAAGUGGCUAGAAGAGAAGAAGAAGGUGUUGUUUGCCGCCACUGAACAUGCAGAGAGGCUUCAAAUUGAAAAGCAGAAACUAUCAGACCACAACGUACUGCAGGACAUCAAGGAAAAAAUCCUCAAGAUUAAGGUCUACCAGGAAAAGUUGAUGGAGUCUUUGGGGGAAAUCCUGGAGAAACAUGCUCCUCUCCCUCAGAAUGUCUCCAUCACAAACAAGAAGAAGAAGAAGAACACCACACAUGUGAUAAAUGAAGACCUGAUUUCACUCAAUGAGAUUCUGGAGGUGCUCAUGAACAAAGUCCUGAACUCACCGCAUGACCCCUAUGUAACGAUCGAUGACACAUUCUGGCCACCGUAUGUAGAGAUGCUGCUCCGCUACGGGAUUGCAGUGAGGCAUCAGGAAAAUAACUUCAAGAUCCGCCUGGAAACCUUUUUCUGAGGGUCAUAAGGCAUCCCGAGCAUCACCCACAACAUCCACCAAUCCUAAUUUGAGCGCUUGUACAUCAUUAACACUUGGAAAGCAACAAGGCUUAGUGUAUGUGUUUCAUAUUUGUAAAGUUAGUCAUGUUUAAGUCGGCCCUUUAGGCUUCAUAUAUUGUGGAUGACUUCAUAUGGUCUUGCCUCUGCUUUUGUCAUUUAAUGACAUGUACAUUACUGUAUUUAUUUGGCGAUGUUUUGUGUUGGUUUCGUCUUAAAAUUACCUUUAUGUAAAAUAAUAAAAGUUAGAAUCGUUCUUUAUAUGUAUCAUCAAGUGACUUAGCUAUCACAUCAUAUACUCUUUAUCAUUCCUGUUUAAUAAACUUGAGUAAGUUCA